This is a messenger RNA of Macaca mulatta (Rhesus monkey), 2650 nucleotides long. NCBI's taxonomy places the organism in Eukaryota, Metazoa, Chordata, Mammalia, Primates, Cercopithecidae. The record is from RefSeq and is a predicted model, not a curated record.
AUGGGACCCGGCAGGGGAGGCGGCUCGGUCCUUCCGGCCGCCCUCCCCGCGGGGAGGGGCAGCUCCGCCCGGCCACACCGGCUUUUUACCCAUCCGGCGGUCCGAGUGCGGCUCCUCGCGCCCCUGCAAAGGAGCAGCAGGCGGUUCCUUUUUUUCGGACGACCCGGAGCGAGGCCUGCAGGACUGCGCGUCCCGGCGGGCAGCGGGCGGCAGGCGGCGGGCGGCUCCCGGCAUGCGCGGCAAGGCGUUCCCGCCGCCUCCGAGCUCGCCUGGGGCUGCCGCCCGCCUCCUGCCGGGCCCUCGGGCUCGUCCGGCACCGCGGGGCUGAUCGGGGAGGUAGGCGGUGCUUCCUCCGGCCCCCGGCGUCGUGUGCCCUGCGGGUUUCGUGGCCCUUCCCCUGCGCUGGAAUCUUCUAUGUCAUUUAGGGGGAAGGGAUGCGGGACGGCAUCUGCCUGCCAACGCAUAGGUCCCACAGACAGCCUUUAAAAACAACUGCGUUUGGGGUGUGUCAGAACAUUUAAACACAGGACGUCGGCGGGGCUUCCUGGCGGAGUGGGGCACACGCCAGCUUUGCGGGACUUUUUGCUUGGUCCUGCCCCAGGACUACAAUCGGAGGGGACCUGGGGCAUGCAGACGCGAGUAAAAACCUAGUCAGCGGGCGGGCCCUCGGCCCCGUAAUCUACGUGAUCUCCUAGUGGGGUUUAAUUUCGGUGUAGUGUAAACGAGAUGCCAAGCAGAGGAACUGAUUUUAAUUUCAUAUGGACUUUUUUGAAAGAAAUGGGUGCAAAUAGAAUGAAUGCAUGGAGAAUUUUAAUGGAAUGCCUAUGUAAACAAGCCCUAUUGUGAGUACUACCUUUGAGUUAAAAAGAAAAUGUGAGUGGUGACAAAUUUGGAUCUUCUUAGAUCCAGUUUGCAGCGUUGGUACACCUGAAUGGUGACCUAUUUAGAGCACUUUUGAAACAGCUGUUAAUAGUAACUAGCUUUUGACUUGCAAAGAGAAAUCUAGAUCUUUAUCUAGAGGAAAUUUUAAAUUUCAAACCAAAAUGAAGCACUCCAGGCAAUUUGACGUCGUAGGACGUCAGCUAUUUCAAAGGACUGGGAAAUCGUCAUGGGUUAUUAUCCUAGGACACUGAGGUUUGGGCCAGUAUUAAGUCAACCCAGACAGUACAAUGUAUAGUAUUUCUGAGAACAUUUGGGGAUUUUACUGUUCUUUAAACCUUUCGGCCGGGUCUCGUCAAAAAACGGCCACUGUGAAGAACUGAAUUUUACUGGUUUUUACUUGAACUCUACUAUUUUUGUUUUCUCACAAAUUUGAAUAAGAUGGUCUUUAUCAAAGGCCCAAAAUAAUGUGGGGUGCCUUGUUACAGGUCAAACACCGAAUGUACCAAUGGAUUUUUUUCAGUCUGAUAAGUGAUCUGCAGGUAGAUAAAAGAAGUGUUUAGAAACUAAAAGGGGGAAAAGGCAAAGGUGCAGAAUACCUACAGUACUCCAGAAACAGAGCAAGGUGAUAGGAGGGAUGAGCAUGGGAUAGGAGACAUUUUAUAGCAUUAUUUUCACCUUUUAUAAUUCUGUUGAACAGGCUGGAAAAAAGCAAAAAAAUCCAAAGAAUAUUUUAGCUGCUACUGAUCUAAAACUAUAAAACACUGUAGUAUGAUAAUAUAUGUAUAUGUAUGAAUUAUUUUAGACAUGCUUUUCUUGCCAUAUUUAUUUUAAAAGGUUAAUCGAAGGCGUAUUCUACUGCCACCCUGCGAAAGCGGCCUGUGUGGGGAGAACACUUCAGUGGGGGAAAAAAAAAUCGCCACAAUCCCUAAACCCUUGACCUUGAUUAUUGAGCACUGUCCUGCCCUUCUGAAUGGUCACUUAACUGCAAAUACGGGGCCUCUUCAGAUUGAAUUUCUUGUCUUCUAAAUGCAAAAUUUAAAAUCUCCCGUUCUCAGCAACUAGAAAUUAAUUUAUGGUAUUUAAUCCUGUGAAUAAAGCAAAAAGGCAUUUUCUUUGCUCCACAGUGUAUUAUCUACCACAAAGCAACCCUAAAAAAAUAAAUAAAUAAGUAACUGAUCUCCCUAAAUUAGUCUGGGAUUACCUUGAAUUUCUAAGUCAGUGACUUUAAGAGGUCCCUGGCAGGGACUGUGUGUGCCUCCGUACCUGUCUCUUGGGGAGAGCAACAACUUCAAACUGAUUGAAAACAAACUGGCAAGUAAUUGUGAAAGAUUCCUAAAGAAGACUGCUGAGAAAAUUCAGCUUCUGUUUGAGUCAGGCCAAAUACAUGAAAUCCUUUUCUUUUUUCUACUUUUUAAUAUUUUUAAACUUUUAUGGAAAUUUUCAAACAAAGGCAAAAGUAAUAGUACAAUAAAUCCUCAUAUACUGUUUACCCAGCUUCAACAUUUAGCAACAUCCCUUCACACUCCCUCCCUCUUGCUGGAUUUUUAUCAUUUUAUCUGUAAAUACUUUAAAUAUGAAUAGGUAAAAUAUAGCAGUUGUUUUUUGUUUGCUUGUUUUUGAGAUGGAAAUUUGCUUUUGUCGCCCAGGCUGGAGUGCAACGGGGCGAUCUUGGUUACAAGAUCUUGGAUCUUGUAACCUCCACCUCCCAGGUUCAAGCGAUUCUCCUGCCUCAGCCUCCCAAGUAGCUGAGAUUACUGGCGUGUGCCAC